CCUCAGGUACGAGAUAGGUAUCCAAUUCUUCACGAGACAAAUCAAACAAUCGGGCACAGGCACGUUCCUAAUCCGGCAAUUGCAGACCAGGCUUGCUCUCCAAUUCCGAUUCUGCCACUGUCGACGCCAGGUACUGUACCCAAGGUACCUCUCACCACCUCAUCUCCAGGAGCUCUAGGCGUUUGGCUUGUGAGACAUCAUAGCUCCCAUCUCCAUCCUUCCCGCGGCCGAUAUAUAGCUCCGAGUACUUAGCUCGGGCGCCCUCUCUCCCUCCCUUUCAACGUUUGAUCUUUCCCUCCCCUUUUUGUUGUCUCUGUGCGUUUCCCUGUGACGUUUAUCUUUUCCCGCCCACAACUCGAACGUCUGUGUUCUUCUCAAACACAGGAUAACAGCACCUCCUGCUCCACCCACGCAAACAUCACGAACCGGAUUUCACUUGAGCAUCGGUGAACUCAACAAGACCAACUGGUCCGUUCAGAAGCUUAAAGUAGACACUCUGCGACUUUCUAGCUCCACACGGCAACUAACGAUACGUUUUUUCCGACUUGACGCUGACACGAGCGUAAGAUGGAUCAUCCAGUCAAGGAGAUCAAGACCGUCAUCCGGGACCUGGUCCAAGGAUCCCCCGAGAAGCAGCAGAACGCCCUCUACUCCAACUUCACCGAGGACGCCUCCUUCACCCACCCAUUCUGCCAUGUACCGUCCUUUGGCAACAUCCAGAUCCCGUUCCUCUUCACCAUCAACUCGCGUUGGUUGGUCCUCAUGAUUUACCGCUGGUACCGCAUCUUGAGCCCCAAUAUCGAAAUGGAGAUUGAGUCUUCUGUCCAAGACCAAAAAACAAACUUGCUCUACGUCAAGAUGCGCCAAGACUUCCGCCUGUGGUUCGUUCCCUUCUACUCGGCACCCGUCGACUUCGUCGUCGUCCUCCGCCUAGAGACCCGCACAAUUGACGCCAACGGCAACCCACUGCCCCGCGGCUACGGUGACGACGCCUCCGUCGGCACCCGCCAGCGCCAGUUCAUCGUCAGCCAGGAGGAUCACUACCAGGUCGGCGAGUGGCUCAAGUUCAUCGCUCCCUUCUUCGGGUACUGGGCCUGGCACGCCUGGACCCUCUUGGCAACGGCGCUGUGCGUUGUCGGCGCCUUCUUUGGAUACCCUCUCACCUUGCUCUUCGGACAGAUGGCUGGGCCCAACAGUAACGGUAACGGGCAGGAGAGUAAGCGGGAGUAGGAUGACGCGGUCGAUAAUCUGUUCAUCUUUUUGGGGGAGCUUGAGGAUAACCUAGCACGAGUGGCUGAUGAGGUGUCAGAAGAGUCUUAGUAUUGGCCGUGCGAGGGUUGAGCCAUCUUUGAAGUAUGGAUAAUCGAACUGGCAUGGUGUUGGGUUUGUAACAUCAGUAAAGACUUGCCGGCACGGAAUCGUGUACGUUUUACAACUCAUGUUAGGGUAUUGAACUUUUGAGCUACGCAGCUAUGAGUUUGACUUGAUUGUACUUGUUAUGCACAUCAGCCCAUGUAAAAGUAACAACAUCCAUCGUUGGCCAGUCCAGCCAAUGUAUAAAGCUGAGCUGUAGUGAAGUAACUCCCCAGGGUAGUUCCCAUUCCGACCCGCCUCAUCCCAUACGACUAUAGCACGCCUCACCAGCACCUGCACUCUCUCCUUACCUCGUCGUCCCCUCCUACCGCCUACC
Messenger RNA from Colletotrichum scovillei, 1690 nucleotides. RefSeq lists its product as uncharacterized. The coding region runs from base 568 to 1230 and encodes 220 amino acids. The record is from RefSeq and is a predicted model, not a curated record. The transcript is spliced from 3 exons. NCBI's taxonomy places the organism in Eukaryota, Fungi, Ascomycota, Sordariomycetes, Glomerellales, Glomerellaceae.